Rangifer tarandus platyrhynchus (Svalbard reindeer) is the source of this 366-nucleotide messenger RNA. Lineage: Eukaryota; Metazoa; Chordata; Mammalia; Artiodactyla; Cervidae. The record is from the annotation of a GenBank genome assembly.
AUGACGCGACUGCGCGCGAAGACGCACAUCCUCCCCGCCCGAUGCAUUCUGGGGCUUAAAGUCACCAAUCGGACAGCAGUCUCUCGAGCGAGCGAGAUUCACGCAGAGGACGGAGAUCUCGGCGAGAGAUUCCCACCCCCCUGGCAGGGAUGGGCCAAUCCCAGGGCGUCCGGUCCACAGGGCCGUGGGACACGUGACCGCGCCGACGCCGGGGCACGUGACUUCAGCGGCCGCUCCCCGGGUCUUAGCAGCGGUAUGGGGUUCGGCGUCGUAGAGGGGUCAGCGCUGAGGCCACACAGCCUGGACGCGAAGGAGCCGGGGUUGGACCCAGGUGUCCGCCUGCUCAGCCCGCAGGCCUUCCACUAG